Dimorphilus gyrociliatus is the source of this 1172-nucleotide messenger RNA. The record is from the annotation of a GenBank genome assembly. NCBI's taxonomy places the organism in Eukaryota, Metazoa, Annelida, Polychaeta, Dinophilidae.
ACAUUGUCUGAUAAAGUCACGUGUGACAACAAAGUCAGAAGGGAGAACUCUUAGAUCUUCCUCCACUUUAGUGAAUUUAUUUUUAUUUUGAGUUACUUAAAGACGAACCAGAAUUUGGUAUGAAACCUGGACUAGCGGAAGGAACCUUGAUUGCUAUAUUUGCCCUGUCAUCAUGGAUAAACGUCAACAGUUUAUGGGUAGAAGUACCAAUUUUCAUUCAAAAUUUACCAGAAGCAUGGUCCCUACCAUCUUAUUUGUCAAUAAUCAUUCAAGCAUCUAACAUCUUCCCAUUUGUUUAUGUUCUGUAUGCAAAGCGUACAUCCAAGAGCGGUCAGAUUCCACGUUCAAGAUUAAUUUUUUUAGUUCUCUUCGUUACUCUAUUGUCAUGCUUGUCACUCAUUUGGACAUGGCAAAAGACAGUUGCAAACAAAAGUAUAGCUCUCUUUGUUAUCAGUUUCUUUAUGUCUGGUGCUAGUUGCAUUUCUCAAGUAUUAUAUCUCCCAUUUAUGGCAAAUUUUGAUGCAAAUUUUAUGCCUGCAUUUUACAUUGGUGAAGGACUCAGCGGUCUCCUUCCCAGUUUAUUAUCGCUUGUUCAAGGGGUUGGGGAAAAAUCUGGAUGUGUCAACUUUACAACACCCGAUAACAAAACAGGUAUUAAACCCGUCUAUGAUCGUCCAAAGUUUUCUGUAGAAGUAUUUUUGGGAGUUGAAACGAGUCUAAUUGGAAUUUCUUUAUUCUCAUUUGUUCUACUAUCUUAUAGACUUUCAAAGCGAAAAGGGCAUUUACAGAACGAUUUGAGUUCUUCCGAACAAAGUCUUUUAGAAAAAGACGUUGAAAUAGUUGAAGAUAACGAACCAAAGAAGAUAUAUUUCUGUAUACUAUUUGUAAUUGGAUUUUUUUCAAAUGGUCUCUUAACUGCUACGCAAUCCUACUCAUCAUUACCAUAUGGAGAUACAGUUUAUAGUUUGGCGAAUCGAUUGUCUAUUUUAAUAAACCCUCUAUCUUGUUUUGCCUUAUUCUUUUUGAGAUUACCAUUAUCAAUUAUAUACUGUUGUCUGUUAAUUGCUGGAGGAUGUACAACUUAUCAGCUGGUCCUCGCCUUUUACAGUCCUAACCCACCGAUAACUGGUAUUAUUGGCUCGAUAUUAGUGGUAAGUGAUAGGUAUAAAUGA